Molecule: messenger RNA, 3524 nt
Organism: Choloepus didactylus (southern two-toed sloth)
Lineage: Eukaryota; Metazoa; Chordata; Mammalia; Pilosa; Megalonychidae
Gene: FYTTD1
Product: forty-two-three domain containing 1
Exons: 9
Coding region: 121-1074 (317 amino acids)
Biological process (GO): mRNA export from nucleus
Molecular function (GO): mRNA binding
Source: RefSeq, a predicted model, not a curated record
GACGCCGCCAGCACGCUUGCGCGCUCCCUCGGUGCAGCUAGUCUGCGUGCGUGAGUGGGAGGUGGCAGGCCCCAGACUUAGGCCUUCUGUACUGACUGUUCCAGCGCGACGCCUUAAGUCAUGAGCCGGUUUGGUACCCGGUUGGUGGGAGCCACGGCGGCUCUAGCGCCGCCGCCGAAAACCCACAGCAAUGAAAACCUCGACAAAAUCGAUAUGUCUUUGGAUGAUAUAAUCAAAUUGAAUCGAAAGGAAGGAAAAAAGCAGAAUUUUCCAAGACUAAAUAGAAGACUCCAACAAAGUGGUACCCGGCAAUUCAGGAUGAGAAUACGAUGGGGAAUCCAACAGAAUUCUGGUUUUGGUAAGAAUAGUCUGAGCCGUAGAGGAAGAGUCAUGCCUGGAAAGAGACGUUCUUAUGGGAUUAUCACUGGCCUUGCAGCUAAGAAAGCAACUGGAAUUCGAAAAGGAAUUAGUCCUAUGAAUAGACCGCCUCUAAGUGACAAGAAUAUAGAGCGAUAUUUUCCAGUGUUAAAAAGGAAGACAAACCUUCUGAGACAAAAUGAAGUGCAGAGGAAACCAGUUGCUGUUCUCAAGAGACCUAACCAGUUAAACAGAAAAAAUAACAUUCCAGCCAAUUUUACUAGAAGUGGAAAUAAAUUAAGCCAUCAGAAAGACACUCGUCAGGCAACUUUUCUUUUCAGAAGAGGCCUGAAGGUUCAGGCCCAGUUGAACACAGAACAACUGCUAGAUGAUGUAGUAGCAAAGAGAACUCGUCAAUGGCGGACUUCCGCCACAAAUGGAGGAAUUUUAACUGUAUCCAUUGACAAUCCUGGAGCAGUGCUGUGCCCAGUAACUCAGAAACCACGAUUAACUCGUACUGCUGUACCCUCAUUCUUGGCAAAGCGAGAGCAAUCGGAUAUAAAGAAAGUUCCUAAAGGUGUACCCCUACAAUUUGACAUAAAUAGUGUUGGAAAACAGACAGGGAUGACUUUGAAUGAGCGAUUUGGGAUCCUGAAGGAACAAAGAGCCACUCUCACAUUCAACAAAGGAGGAAGCCGCUUUGUAACCGUGGGAUAGAUCCCAUGGCAAAGGGACUUCUGAGUGACGACUAUUUGAAAAGUUGAAUUGCUUAAAGAGUUUGUCAUAAAAAUUCAAGAAACUUUAUUGCAAAAUAUUCACAAGGCUAAAUAACUCUUUAUUUUUAUUUUUGAAGUUUUUUUUAAAUGUGUAUAAAAUAAUGCCCUGAAAGAAUAACAGGGUAUAUAUACCUAUCUAUUCUUAAAAUUUUCAUGGUUGGCUCCGCAGAACAAUCCUCUAUUUGACUCCUUUAGUUUCUCAUGCAGCAGAAGAAAGACAAAGAUAGAAAUCGAUUAUUUUUAUGAUACUGGUAUUUAGUAUCUCAUCUCCUUUGCCUAUUUUUUAGACUUUGCCAUGGUAAAUCUUGGUCUUUGGAAAUAUGAGUAGGUCCCUUUGUUGCUGUUAUUUACACUUUAAUAGUGUUCAUGUAAUAAGUGCAGUUGCCUUUUCUUCAGUAGAAAUGUUUUAAAAAAAUUCAUUAGAAUUUCAGUUUGGGGUUUUAAGAUUAAUGGGAAUAUCUGUAACUCUGUCCCCCCCCCCCCCGGAUAAUGUUAGGUUAAUCCCCCCAAAUGAUAAAUCUUCAGUGACAAACUUUUAACAAGAAAUGUGGCUCUAGGCAUUAGUCUCAGUUUAAGAUGUUGGUGUUCAAAGACUGUAAAUGCAUGUUUACAAACGUAUCUGCUAGGGCCUUGUAGGAGAAGGUUCAAAGUAAAAAACUCACAGUUUGUGUUUAGUAGAUGAAUAAAGCAUGAGAGGAAGUAGCUGGUUGAAGAACAGGUAACUGAGUGAAAAACUUCAAAACCCAGCUCAUAGGUAUUCUGUUUGGAUAUAAUGUAGUCUUGGGUCUAGUGUCCACAAAGAAUUUUUCAAAUGAUAUUUAAAGGAGCUAUAAUUAUUAAAAUGGAUUGAGUCCCUUAGAUAUUUUGGUAGUAAAAUUGAUAGCCAUUAAGUCCUAGACUUUCUUCUUAAUCAAAAAGUUGAUUCUAUAAGCUUUUAAGCUUGCUAAAUUAAGCAGUAUACAACUCCAAAAACAAAAAAUGGCAAAAGUGAUGAGAGUUGCAUUAUAACCUUGCUUUAUACCUCUCACUUUGAUUUAAUUUAUGGUAUAAAGUUCAGGCAUUUGUGGGGUGAAAAGAAUUUGGUUUUUCCCCCUUCUGAGGUGGUGCGAGGAGUUUUCUGUUAUGCCAAGAUCUAAGAGUCCUCAGAUAGCUGUAUACUAUAAGUUACAUUAGUACUUAUAGUAUACUAUAAGUUACAGUAAUACUUGUAGUAUACUAAACGUUACAUUAGUACUUAUAGUAUACUGUAAGUUACAUUGUGGUAUAAUGCCAAAAUGCAGCAAAAUAUUCCAGCUGUAAGUUAUAAUUUUGGUCACUAUGAAGCUUGACCUUUUGGUUUUCUAUAACAUUAAAAUCUCUAAAUAGGUGUUAUUUUCUCUAGAGUAUAAUAUUAGUGUUUACUUUUCCUAUUAAAAAAAUUACUUUAUCACUCUUGCCUGUCUUGCAUUAUAUACUAGAUUUCAUUGUCACUCAUGCCCCUUGGGUUUCUUCUUGGUUUAUUCAGAAGCCAUGGAAAGCUGUCAAUAACAGUUUCAUGCUUAUACCAAAGAAUUAAAUCUGAUCUAAUUAUCUGGUAUUUUGCAGAUACUUCUGAGAAGGGAUUAUUUGGAAGUCAGUCACAGUAUUUGAAAGUAAACUCUGGUCUCUACUUAGCUAUUUAUGUUUUUUGUAGAGGCCAAGGUACCAUUGCAAAGCAUUUUUGCAAGUACAAGUGCUUGUAUUUGGUCCAAGAACAAAACAUUUUAGACUGGUUAGAAUUACUGGUAGCUUAUUUUAAAGCAAAGGAUAAAACUGAACAUGAGUUUGCUGUCUUUAGAACAAUUUGUGAAGAUAUGAUGUGAAGGUAGUUUCCAUUGUCCUGUUGAGUUAUGUUAAAUAUUAUUGUACAGAGCUAUUAUUAAUGCCUUUUUUUUAACCUUAAAAAUUGCCCAAAAUAUUGACACUAAACUAAGUGCAUCAAACAACAAAAUUUGGUAUAUUAAACUUUUGUUCUUUGUGCAUCUGUAAUUUAAUUUUCUUUUUAAAUAUAAAAUUUUGCCUUUGGUACAACUAAAUUAAAACACUGCUAAUAUGUUGUAUAUACACAAAAGAAUAUGCUUUGUUGGAGGAAAAAUUUCCUUUCUUGGAAGUUUAGCUGCUAAUGUGGUUGUAGUCUUUUUUAGUUCUUAAAGUUUUUUGUUUUUGUGUUUUUAAACAAACAAAUUUUAAGGUUGCAACUUAAAAUUUCCUUUGCAUCAAGAUGUAUCCAAAACAGUGAUGCAGUGCAUCACAAAACAAAAGUUUGUAUUUAAUGAGGAGGUGCUUUACACUGUACUUUUUGGUGUUUUUUGGAAAAGUUACAUUUAAAAGCUGUUCAUUUUUGAAAAAUAAAAUGUUACAGGUUUCACAUGA